GAACAUUAGACAUUUUGGGAAAGGAACGCACGCGACCCAAACAAGCAAAAAACUAAAGACAGAAAAGCAAGGGACAAAAGAAAAGGAUGAACUCACAGCACUCCGUCAGAUCACAUUCAACCACUCAUGCACCGGAAGUGAGAGAGAGAGAUAGAGAGAGAGAGAGAGAGAGACGACCAAGACACCACACCGUCACCUUCAUAUAGUUUAAAGCCUCUCAGUGCAGCACUUCGUUUUAAACGACAGUCGUAUGAAAACCCAUAGACACAGAAGGAAAGCGUUGUCAUGAAAUUCUUCGCGCUAGCAUCCGCUGAGCUCGAGGACGUCACGCGGUCAUGAGACGCGCGUGUCGGGCUGAUGCCGAGCGCUGUCCGCGGUGCUGAAAUCAAGCGCGUUCACUCCAGACAGCGACAUUUAUCGACGUGGAUGCGAGUCGUGUAGAUGAGAUUUCACGUCCAGCCUCCGUGGGAAGGAUGAGGGGAUUCUUCAUGCCCACGCCGCUGCUCGUAUUGAGCUGCUUUGGAGCGUCGUGGGUCGUCGCUGACAGCUUGGUAGCUCCAGUGAACGUGUCGAUCAGAGAUCUGAAGUCCAGCUAUGCUCUUCUCACAUGGGACACGCCAGACGGGGAGUCAGUCAUUGGAUUUGCCAUCACACAGCAGAAAAAAGACAUGCACAUGCUGCGGUUCAUCCAGGAAGUGAACACCACUAUGAGGAGCUGUGCAUUGUGGGAUUUGGAGGCAGACACAGACUACAUUGUGCACGUUCAAUCCAUCAGCGUAAGCGGACCGAGUCCUGUCAGUGAACCGCUGCAGUUCAGAUCCCCGAGAGAAGCAAAAACACAAGGAUCCGAAAGCAAAGAUGAAGUUACCAUGGAAGAGGUAGAACAGAAUGCUCAGCUGAGGGCAGUAGAGCUCAUCAUCAUCGUGGUGGUUCUGAUCAUGUGGGCCGGUGUGAUUGUUCUCUUCUGCCGUCAGUAUGACAUCAUCAAAGACAACGAACCGAAUAAUAAUAAGGAUAAAGCCAAGAACUCAUCGGAGUGCAGUACCCCAGAGCAUCCAUCAGGUGGACUGCUGCGGAGCAAAGUAUAACAGCCGAUUCACACACUCCGUAUGCAGUGCGUAUGCGGUGCGUAUUUUUUCACGUGCCGAUGUUAAGUGAUUAGAUCAAUCACACACCACCCGAAUGCCGUGCGGCCCAUCCGCUGCCUAUGCGGUGCGGUACAUCAGUGCAGCGAUCGUUUAUCUAUCGAGUCUAUUUUUGCUGUACAGCAUGGACUGUUUUAAAGUGAUAGCACACAUACUGUUUCAUGCUCAAAAUGAACACGAGUUGACACAGAAAUGCAGUAAUUUCACCAUAAAUGCAUACAACCAGCAUUGAGAAGACAAUUGUAUUCUUUGCAUCCAAACUCUUCAAUAUACUGGUAUAUUUAACUUAUCAUUUUAUUCGUAUAUGCUGCGAUGUAAAGAAGCUUUAUUUACCAAUGGCUACUCGCAGAGUGAACUCUUCAAAGUGACACGGUAUAGCUAAGAGCGCUCCAGACCAACCUUCUGUACCUAUGACUUAAAGAAGGUAUACUUAAAUAAGAACGUUUCAGGGAACACAUAUUAACGAUAAGGUACAGCUUAAGCGAUAAUGAACGAUGUAACGUUAAGAAGGUGUUGUAGAGUGACAAUGAAGUGUCAGUUGUUGUGAUGACCUGUAGAGGGCAGGCAAAUGCUGUGGGUGUUUGCUUAUAAAGCAGCAGAGAAGAACUGAGCAUGUGUGUUUGUGCAAAUUGACUCCACCUGAGAUGCGAUUGAGUGUAAUGCUUGUGACGCAUUCUGUUGAGUAAAUGCAAUUGCAGGGUUGGAAAAAAUAACAGGAAGUUAUUGUUGUUGCACAAACCCCUCUUACUUCUCAAAAGGCACCAUUGCUCUUCUAAAGAUCACAGGGGUGCUGAGGUAGUGAUCAACCACUAUUGCCUGAGAUUUUUUUUAUGUGGGUCCAGUGGGGGGUUAAAGGUGGCCCUCACAUGGUCAAGGAACGUGUAAAAAGGAAAUGUAAGAUAAACUCAUUUUUCUUUUCUUCGCACUAGAAGCUCCUCUCUGGGAGCUGUGGCUCUUCUUCAUUCUCUUCCUCUCUUUUCUUUUCUUUCAUCUCACGUCAUAUCACAUAUAUUUGGAAACUGUUUGUUGUAUUAUUUAUAUUUUAAUGAAUUUACUUUGUAACCAUUUUACGUGUAACAUUAAUUUAAGUCUGUUAUUAAAUACUUUCAUUUGCAAA
Triplophysa dalaica is the source of this 2262-nucleotide messenger RNA. It is a transcript of the gene fndc5a, whose product is annotated as fibronectin type III domain containing 5a. Lineage: Eukaryota; Metazoa; Chordata; Actinopteri; Cypriniformes; Nemacheilidae. Bases 474 to 1088 code for a protein of 204 amino acids. Gene Ontology annotation, molecular function: protein binding. The transcript is spliced from 5 exons. The record is from RefSeq and is a predicted model, not a curated record.